AUGAUAGGAUCACUUGAUGACGAUGAUAAUGACCUGAGUCAGUUGUUUCCCCCGUCCAUAAUUAGUCCUGGAUCCUCUCCCCGAUAUUUACCUGAUCACGAAUAUGAGAGUGAUGAAGAACCGGAGUAUCGCGCAUCCACACACAAUCCUUUACACACCCCUAGGCAUUUUGGCGUUCCCCUCCUACAUGGUGGAGGGGCUCUAUCAGGAAGAGCUCUAUUCAACAGACCAGCUACUUUGGUUUCCCCGGGAGCUGAAAUCUCAAGGCCCAGUUUAAAAAUCCCACGAGUCUUUGGCCUACUUGAUAAAACUGGCACAAUCACGCCACAAUUAGAAAAGUCGACUACAACUUCUAGAACAGAUUCAAAGAUAGAUUGGAGCGAAAGAGUCAAGGAUGCGGAAGCACUUUUGAAACUGGCUCCUACAGUCACUCAAAAAACAAAGAAUCAAAAAUUACAAAAAUUGGCGGAAUCAACUUUUUUUUAUGAUUUUAUUGCGAAUUUAAUACUCAUGAAAGAGAAUAUUGGAGGCUCCAUGAGAAACUUUCCAUCAACCUGUGGUGGAGUUUCUUCAUGUAAGCAAAACAUCAAAAGUAUGCUCGAAGUACUAGAAGAAGACUAUUUGGAAUUCAGAGAACGGGUUUGGAUUUUAGGACUCUUGAAGGGUAUUCAGCCCAAACUCUCAAUACAAGAUGGCACGCUUAUACAUUCAAGUUUCCAAGACGGUUCUCUUUCUCGGGGAGAGUUUGAGCUCUUGCUGAACCAAAGUGCGAAUUUGGCGGCUAGUGCAAUACAACUUUGGAAGGAGGAUGGAAAUCAAAUUGAAGAAGAUCCGAUGAUAUUGGAAUCAUUUGAAAGAGUGGAAUUAUAUCUAAAACUUUAUGAAUAUCUCAAAGCAACCAAAUCCCAAAAAAACAGUCCUGAAUUCAUCACAAUUUAUAACACUUUGUGUCAGGCAAGUGGCCCAAUUCCAAAAGAGAACCUCUUGGUUUUGGUUAAAAAAUGUCAGCUUCAAAUGGUACAUGAAGAUAUUACAGAGGUUGAAAUAAUACCUAUAUACCAUAUCAUGAAACAUCUCCAAAAACACUAUAAAGAAGUCAUAAAAAAUCUGGGAGAUGAAAUUGUCAUUGAUCCUAUCUUUGAGUCUAUGUAUGCAUCAUUAAAAGAAGACUUUGAGUAUCAAGAGAAAGUUCAACUGGAUGUCAAAGCAUUUUUUGGUAAAGGAAAUGGAGAUCUUUACAUGGAAAACCUUGUCGCACCGUUCAUUGGAUGUUCAAAAGUGGACUUGAAGCACUAUGAUUAUGUAUUGAAUUCCUUGAGAGCUUAUGAAGAUGAACUGGGAAAAUCGAAUCCUCAAGAUGCCCACAAGAUCACAAGAUAUAUUGGAGAUAAACAAGAGAUUAUUAGGAUCUUGAGCAAAGCCUCGGAUCAUAUAGAAGGAGCCAAGGAAUACAUGAAUCAGCAUAUUCCAGCACUUGACAACUUGAGCAAAUCAGAUCCCGAAUAUCUUCACAAGACCACUAUAUAUACGAGCAAUGACAAUGAUGCUAUUGGCGCCGUGCGCAAAGCUUCAGAUAACAUAGAUGGUGCCAGAAAGUUGAUGAAACCAGAGAGCCCAACACUUGCUAAUGAUCAUAUGGACUGUGAUUCAAACCAUGUAUCCCAAGUUGAAAACAAAGGAGAAGACAAGGAAGAAACAUGCUCAAUAUGCUUACAAGAUUUUCUCGAUGGACAAUGUCUUCUGAAAUUAGACUGUUCUGAAAAACAUCUUUAUCACAGAGAAUGCCUCGAGGUAAGAUAUUCUGAUCAUUUAUACAAAUACUUUCAUCUUUAUAUGUGGACAUCACCAUUGAUUCUUAACCUGUGA
This is a messenger RNA of Melampsora larici-populina 98AG31, 1866 nucleotides long. RefSeq lists its product as uncharacterized. The record is from RefSeq and is a predicted model, not a curated record. The coding region runs from base 1 to 1866 and encodes 621 amino acids. The transcript is spliced from 5 exons. Lineage: Eukaryota; Fungi; Basidiomycota; Pucciniomycetes; Pucciniales; Melampsoraceae.